Arabis nemorensis is the source of this 174-nucleotide messenger RNA. Lineage: Eukaryota; Viridiplantae; Streptophyta; Magnoliopsida; Brassicales; Brassicaceae. The record is from the annotation of a GenBank genome assembly.
AUGGCGGAGGAGGAGAUUCGGAAACUGACUGAGGACGCGGUGGUUGAAGAAUCGGAGGCGGAGGUGGAUUCGUUCUCUCCGGUGCCGGAUCUACUAUGUCCUCCGUUGAAUCACUUAACGCGUUUGAUAAGAAACACCGUUUCGACACUGGUUUUAGUACUCGAGGAACCUUAG